Messenger RNA from Danio aesculapii, 2657 nucleotides. It is a transcript of the gene got2a, whose product is annotated as glutamic-oxaloacetic transaminase 2a, mitochondrial. Gene Ontology annotation, biological process: L-aspartate catabolic process; biosynthetic process. Gene Ontology annotation, molecular function: pyridoxal phosphate binding; L-aspartate:2-oxoglutarate transaminase activity. Gene Ontology annotation, cellular component: mitochondrion. The record is from RefSeq and is a predicted model, not a curated record. The transcript has 10 exons. NCBI's taxonomy places the organism in Eukaryota, Metazoa, Chordata, Actinopteri, Cypriniformes, Danionidae. The coding region runs from base 84 to 1370 and encodes 428 amino acids.
UAUAAACAACACAAGCAGAACACAAGUUCAACUUCACAUACACUGUGCGUUUGUCUUCCAGCAAGUCACCUGCGCUUCCAGCAAUGGCCCUGUUCAAAUCCAGCAAGAUUUUGACUAGUGUCGGGGCUCAGACCCCUGUUUUAGCAGUCUUACAGCUCCGGGCAAGCUCAUGGUGGACUGAGGUACAGAUGGGACCCCCUGACCCCAUUCUGGGUGUCACAGAGGCUUUUAAGCGGGACACCAACCCCAAGAAGAUGAACCUGGGUGUUGGAGCUUAUAGAGACGACCAGGGGAAGCCAUUCGUCCUCAGCAGUGUUAGAAAGGCUGAGGCCCAGAUUGCUGCUAAGAAGUUGGAUAAAGAGUACCUUCCUAUUGGAGGGUUGGCAGACUUUUCAAAGGCCUGUGUUCAGCUGGCUCUUGGACCUGAUAAUGAGGUCUUGAAGAGCGGCAGAAGCAUCACUGUCCAGACUAUCUCAGGAACUGGAUCUCUACGUGUUGGAGCUAACUUUGUGUCACGAUUCCACAAUGCAUCCCGGGAUGUUUACCUGCCUAAACCCUCCUGGGGCAACCACACACCCGUGUUCAGAGAUGCAGGCAUGCAGCUAAAGGCUUACACCUACUAUGAACCCAAAACCUGUGGCUUUAAUCUUAAAGGAGCCUUGGAUGACAUUUCAAAAAUCCCUGAGAAGAGUGUGAUUCUUCUGCAUGCGUGCGCUCAUAACCCUACUGGAGUGGACCCCAGGCCUGAGCAGUGGAAAGAGAUGGCCGCUCUGAUCAAGAAAAGAAAUCUCCUGGUGUUCUUUGACAUGGCUUACCAGGGAUUUGCCAGUGGCGACAUCGAUCGUGACGCUUGGGCUGUGCGUUAUUUCAUUGAGCAGGGCCACAACAUUCUACUGUCCCAAUCUUUUGCUAAGAACAUGGGCCUGUAUGGUGAGCGUGUGGGAGGCUUCACAGUGGUUUGUAAGGAUGCCGAAGAGGCUAAGCGUGUGGAAUCCCAGCUGAAAAUCCUCAUUCGGCCCAUCUACUCCAACCCACCCAUGAAUGGUGCUCGCAUCGCCGCCACUAUCCUCAACACACCUGAUCUCUACAAAGAAUGGCUUCAGGAGGUGAAAGGCAUGGCCGACCGCAUCAUUAGGAUGAGGGAGAUGCUCGUUUCCAACCUUAAAAAGGAGGGCUCCACUCAAAACUGGCAACAUGUCACUGACCAGAUCGGGAUGUUCUGCUUUACUGGGCUCAAACCAGAGCAGGUGGAGCGUCUGAUUAAUGAAUUCUCUAUAUACAUGACAAAAGAUGGCCGGAUUUCUGUGGCCGGAGUGACGUCUGCAAACGUGGAGUAUCUUGCACAUGCCAUCCACGCUGUCACCAAAUGAAGCUGGCAUCAAAUUUAGUGAUGAUUUAAUGUCUGUCAGGACCAGAUAAGACAUAGGAUGAAUGUAGACUUCCAGUUCACUUGAUUUGGCAUUAUUAAUGGUAAUACAUGACUGUGAAUAUGAGCCCAGCAAUAAAUUAAGACAGGAUGCUUCCUUUCAAAAUGAUAAAAACAAGCUUUAAGGAAUAUCGCUUAUCAUUGUUUCCUUUGUCGGAAUUGAUAAGAAGGUUUUUAUGGUCUAAAAUGUGCUGAUACAUCAAGUAACACAAGUCUAACAUGAUUUAAAAAUCUUUUUCUUUUUCAGACAAAUGACUCUGAGAAUAAUAACUCAAUAUGAAAUAAUAAUAAUAAUAACAAUUUUGAAUAACCCAUAUACAUACCGGAUGUAACUGAAAGGAGUGCACUGAUUUCAUGUUUAGAUGAUCGCAAAAUCUUUGAACAACUGUAGCCAGUCUAUUGUGUUCAUUUUACCUAGAAGUUCAUAAUGUAUAACACUAUUAUCAAACUAAUGUUUCAGCUUUUUAAGCAGUAACAUGUUAAUGACAACAAGGCACUUAUUCUAUACAGAGUUAUUGUGAGUUUGCGACUAGCCAUGGAAGUUUGUCCAUAGUGUGUGCAAUAUAUUUGUUCUCAUGCAAAUUGUCAGAUUUAUUUUUCUUUUUUGUCUAGUACUUUAGUCACAUGCAGAUUGUUUCAUAAAUUACUAGGCAUUAACAUUAAUUUUGUGUUUUGUUCUGGCCAUUUAAAGGGAUAGUUCACCCAACAAUUUCUCACCCUCAAGAGCUUCUAAAUUAUUAUUAUUAUUUAAUUUUUUUAUUUUUUUGAAGAGUGAAACUGGUACCCAUAGAUAUCUAAAACGUUCAAUAACUUCUGGUUUCAACAUUCUUCUGAAUAUCUUCUUGGUGUUAAAAUGAUGAUAAUUACAUUCUUUUUUGAGUGAACUAUUAAUUUUACUAUCUCAUUCAUCAUGUGUUAAACACACUGCAUGUGAACAAAACUUAAUUAAGAUUCAUUUUAGAAUGAAAACCUAUUUGAAAUUGUAACUGAUAUAUCAGUGGUUAAUGAUGCUUUAAGAAAAGCUCUCGCCGGUUUGAAUCUUGAUUAUAUGAAUGUGCACCUUGUGAGGAUUAAUAAAACAAAAAUGUUGAAGUAUAUAUUUGUAUAAUUGUGUAUGGUGUUCCUGAGGUUAACUGUAUUUUCCCCAAAGUUCUUUAAAACAAUGAAAUGUCAUGAGUGGUGCUUUAUGAAUUCUACUGAAAUGAAUAAAAGUGAGCUUAACAAAAACCUA